AUGGACGGCGCACAGUAUGCCAGUCGCAAGGGCAAGCGUGCCCUCGUCGACUCGUGCCCGUCCUCGUCCAGCAAGAUCCCCAGAACAUGUCCGCCAAUCAGCUCCGGGGCCGAUCUGCCACCAUACUGCCCCAACACCUCUGCUACCAACGCAUGCCCGUCCUGCAACCGAGCCGAAGUCCAGCAGAGUCAUCGUUCUCGCAGCCCGCAGGCAUCGUCGCCGUCGCCGUCAUCGUCGUCGUCAUCAUCAUCGCGUGCUGUGUCCAGCGCCGACCCGUUUCCACGAUACGAGCUCGGCAUCCCGCAUCUCGAUGUCUUGCUUCCCACCCGUGAUGGCCUUGACCUCCUUCACGCCUACCAGCAGGGCGUCGGCUGGAUCAACACGCCCGUCGAUCGCACCACCCUCCUCGAGACGCUCGAAGAGGCUCAGCGCCACGGCCCCACCUCGAUUCAUCCGCAUCGCCUCGCCUGCCUCCUCGCCGCUCUCGCUCUCGGCGACCUCUUCGGCCCCUGCUUUCCAUCCUCGCUUCCAUCCUCCUCCCGUCCAUCCGCCCACUCGCCUUCCAAACGCGGCAAGAUUUGGUUUGGCGUCGCCUCUGCAUGCCUAGCAGGCUCGCGCCCCGACAUCGAGCUCAUGCACAGCCCCACCCCGGACGCCUGCUCGGCUCUCUACCUCAUGUCCAUCUAUCUGCUCUGCUCCAACGACGACGAGCUCUUCCAGCGCUCACAAGGUCUCACCGGCCUUGCGCUCAUCCUGGCAAAGGCCGCCCUUGUGCCGUCGUGCCUCCCGUCCUCGCGUCCCAUCGCAUCGCGCCAUACCACCGCUUCCGCCUCUCUGCACGCCAACCUGGUCACCCCCUGGCAGCCCGUGCCUUCUACCGCCGCACAGAGCGGCGACAACGACCGGCUUCAGUGCAAUCGUCUUCUCAGCGAUCUCAUCUUCCAUCUCCAAUGCCAGGUCCUCACCCUCGCCCUCCCUUGCACUUCAAAGGAGGCUGGCAACGUCGGUGCGAUCCCCUUGCUCGCCAACGUCCCCGACAUCCCCACAAUCCAGGCCAUCUGGACCGCGUUCGGAACUCCACUCUACGCCAGCAUCGACGCUUUCGGCAGUCGCUUCAGCCCCAACAUCUUUCACAACUGGAAGCUCGGCCUGGCCGACCUUAUGCACCAGGUUUCGUGCCUCACCAGUCCGAGCACUGCAGCUAAGCCCACAUCGCCCUCGUCAUCCUCCGCUGCCGGCCUCCAAGCCGCAGACAAGGACGCAGAUGUGCGCCCGGCCAAGCCGAGUCUGCCCGAUCAUUCGCAGAUCGUCAAGCUCGACGAGCGCAUCCGACGCUAUCACGCCAGCCUGCCCGACUUCCUUCUCCUCCACCGGCCCUUGCCCGUCGAGAUGGCCGGAAAGGUUGACGAGGACGAGCUCGCGCAGAUCAUUUGCCAGCGUCACAUGGCCUGCUCCAUGGUCCACCGCAUGCUGAUGGCGCUCCACCGUCCGUGGUUCCUCUCGGCGCUUGCUACAAAGUCUCGCCCUCCGCACACCAAGACCGCUGCGAAGCAUGGGCAGGCUGACAUCGCACGAGGGUCCGAAACGGCACAAUCCAACAAGGGCGACUCCGCCCCACCGGCGCCGCAGCCUUCUGCAUCGGACAUGUACUCCUUGUCCGCUGUGCUCCGUUCGGCAACAUGGCAGACCGAGACGUUCGCGAGCGCGGCAUCGUGCGCGCCUCCGCAGGCUCUCGCUUGGUGGCAAUUCACCAACAAUGCGCUUGCAGCGUCGGUCGUGCAGGCGACGGCUCUGCUUCGACUGUGCGGUUCCGGUGCGCCUGGUGCCGGCUCCUCCGGGUCAGCCAAGGUAGCCGGAACGGCGACGAGCGAGCCCCGUACCGCCACAUCCCAAUUCCACCGCCAGGUGCGCACCGACCUCGACAAGAACGUCUGCUCGUUCCAGAACGUCGCCAAGCGCUGCAAGCUCGCAGCGCGCGCCUUGCCCUUCCUCCAGCGCGUAUGCGCCGCCAUCGACACGGGCCUCUGCAAGUCCAAGACGCAGCAGAUGCCCGACACCGACGCGUUGCAGACCAGCCUGGAUGAGUCCGAGAGACCCUUGGACCACAACGAGCUGGACGCAUGCGGCCUGCGCACUAACCUUCCACAGCAUACGUCCCCAUCCCAACAUAGACCCGACACGGACAACAGCAACAGCAUCAGCACACGCAUUCAUCCCGAGACCGCUUCCGACAUCAGCAACAGCAUCAGCAACAGCAUCAGCAUCAACAGCAACAUUAACAGCAAGGGUCACCUGGCCAGCAACAGUAAAGUAACCAACGACAACAACAUUGCGGGCGCCAGCAAGACGACCAUCCUUAUGAAGACGAGCAAGGCCGCGACCGACGGCAGUUGUUCGCACAGUAGCAGUGGCGAGGAGGCUGCUUCAGGGCUGCGGCCUGCUCUGCAUUGCCCGCGGGGUGAGGCCGAGACCGCCUGUGCCCGGACCGAGCAGUUGGACAGCCGACCGGCCGUGGCCGUGCGCCGCGCAUCGAGUGCCAACUCACGCGCAGGCUCGGAUCUCGAGGCAAUCUUCGGUCCGAUCGCCCAGGGUCUCGAGCCGCCCGAGGCGACGAGUGCGCCGCGCACGAGUGCGGGUCUGGCCAAGCCUUUCUACCGCCAGAACUGGGACCCGCUGUCCGUGCCGCGCGACGCGGAUCGGAGCAGCUCGCAGGCGCCGCACAGCGACGCGGGCUCAUCGUCGUCGAGCACCAUGCCUGUCACACCGGCGGCGACACUGGGUUCGCGCUCGCCUCGCCUGGGCUCCCGUGUAGAGGUUCCUGACGCGACUCCAUCCGCGGUUGGCAGUGGCAACGAAGGCCAGCCACCGACCACGGCGACGACGACAUCAAGAAAAAAGACGAGCUUCGAGUCGGAUCUGGUGCUGCAGUGCAUCCGAUUUUGGCAGCCGGAUCUGCUCGCUAUGCCGUCGCGCGCCUCAGCCGCUCCGGGCAACACUUGA
Molecule: messenger RNA, 3000 nt
Organism: Moesziomyces aphidis
Lineage: Eukaryota; Fungi; Basidiomycota; Ustilaginomycetes; Ustilaginales; Ustilaginaceae
Source: the annotation of a GenBank genome assembly